UUGGGUGACUCUCAGAAUCCCACGUGCCCACGCUCCCAGCCGCCCCAAACCCAUAUGCUAUUAUGUGCAUCUCCUCCUCAAACCGUGAAUUCCCAGCCCUCCAGCCUCCCUGGCUUCCACGUCUUUGCCACUGUGGUUCAAGCACGUUCGGGUUGAUCCACUUCGGUCAUUUGCCCAGUGUUUUCUCUACAAGAAGACCGUCCGCCCCGUGCGGUAUGACAAGUUCCACGAACAGGGCAGUCGUAAUCCUUGCCAUUGCUCUUGUUGCCGUGGGUGCUCACGGACAAAGUCCAGAUGCUGCCCGGGAGUUCCAUGUCACGUUCCCUUUGUAGGAUCAUGUUGGCAACGUGUUGACGCCAAGUUUACUUGAAGGCCUGAAUCUCUUCACAAGCGACAUUGCGAAGCAUAUUCAGGAGCUUGCGGCACAUCCGCCACCGUGCCAGCGAAGCACUCAAUGUGGCGAACCUUCAAGCACUUCUCGGAAGGCCGUCAUGUGUGCCGCUGCGCGUCUCCACUUGUUGAGGAGCUCUCAUGCUCAGGCUCUAGCCUUGUAGAAAGCACACGCCGGAUCGGCGGGUGUAUUCGGUGCGUCUCGGGAGCUGUCGGGUGCCUCUUGCGGCAAUGUUGGGCCAUAUUCGCGGCCACGGUGGCGGUCCUCCCCUACUCGGACUCCGACAGAAUUCUCGUCCUGGCUUCUGCCACGCUUGAACGUACCAGGGGGGCACGGUGGCGGAUCAAAGGCACCGCCGCGGCGGAUGAUGAGCUAUGGGAAGAUGAAGACUUCUUGAAGUUUAACAAUGUGUCAAGCAGCAGCGCAUUCUGUUUCACUGUUCUGAACGACACCAAUCCUGCAGAGCAAGAUCGAGAUGAAGAGAUCUUUCAACUGUCAGCUGCGACUUUUUCUGGCAACAAGACGGGGGUUGUCACUUCCAAGAGCGGCCAUAAGGUCGGGCACUGGUGCUGCCAAGGGCACCUGCCCAAUCGGAGCCAGCUAGCCUCGACAAAUUGCUACCAGACAGACAAGCAAGGGACGCUGGAACAGGUCCGUGUGGGUGAAGGCCUCCUCCAAACGGCCGUCGGUGCAGACGGCUCAGUCGUUGCCAGUUCAGUCAAGAAGCAUGCCUUCUCAGGCCUGAUGCGUUCCGACAAGACCGCGGCACAGGGCGAUGAAAUGAUGAAGGACCCGAGGAUAUUUCCGACCCAGAUCUUCAUGGCUUCGUUGCGCGAAGGUGUGGACAGUGACUCGCUUGCGUUAGCGGUGGAGCAAGUCGCUCACCUUGCUCGGGCAACCAGCGGGCUCAUUGUUGUCGACCAGCGACUGCUCGCCAGAUUGAUGAAGGAGUUGGGAAGCCACCCGGCGCGAUUCAGAGUGAUAGAAAAGCCCUUUUGGGUGUUUAUGUUCUGGGUCGGUGUUUACACGUUCCAGAUACUUGGUUCAUGGGCGAUCGGCUAUGGCAUCGAGCAAGCCUUCAAGCACCGUUGAUCUAACUAUGGCCACGCCUUGACCUUGCGCAUUGCAUGGUUCCCUUUGCGCCGAAAAAAUAUGAUGGCUGUGGGUGCCGCAAUUCUGGGGAUCCUCUUCGGUGGAUUUCCAUAUGGGGCCGGAAUGAAUGAAAGACGCGGCCGUUGGACGAAGCAUCUCGUCGGAGUGCUGCUUUUGUUGCCCGGCCACACUACGGUUCUCCAAAUCGGACGUUCCGGGCCCUCGGUGGCUGCCCAGCCAAAUCACAGUACAUCAGUGCGCAGCCAGGCAGAGCCGCGGCAAAAUCUAGGGUUGCGUAUAGAGUGCUUCCAUAAGCACAGUAUUCUGAGGUACCCUGAUCGGGCCUUAAGGUAAUUAGUCUGUGGCAGUACCAUCAUUCAGCGUGGUACCCUUGCAGGCAGUCGCCACAACCAGCUUUGAAUGAAGGCCCGGAGAAUUCACCAGAAAGGACAAAGUUACCUGCCAAAUUCUGCUAUCGGAAGUUUUGUUUUGUCUUGCGUUUGGAAGUUUAAUGCGCUCGAAGGAUCAUACCGUGUCGCGGAGUGUUGGAACCCGUCAUCCUGCUCGCCGCUC
Molecule: messenger RNA, 2056 nt
Organism: Prorocentrum cordatum
Lineage: Eukaryota; Dinophyceae; Prorocentrales; Prorocentraceae
Source: the annotation of a GenBank genome assembly